AUGGGCCUCCUGAAAAGCCGGUGUUCUGCAAUGCUUGUGGGUGUAGAUGGAGGACAAAGGGAACUCCGGCAAACUAUACACCUCUUCACUCCCCGGGCAGAUCCCGAAGAAUAUAAGGAUCAGAGAGUUGCCAGACUGAAGAACAUAUCUCUUAAUAGGAACAAAGACAUAAAGCUUGUCAAAAGGAAGCCAAACCAUGAUGCCGGGGUGGUUGGAGGAAUGGCCUCUGAUUACGAGCAGAGCAGCCGGGAGGUUGUGGAUUAA
Molecule: messenger RNA, 264 nt
Organism: Linum trigynum
Lineage: Eukaryota; Viridiplantae; Streptophyta; Magnoliopsida; Malpighiales; Linaceae
Source: the annotation of a GenBank genome assembly